This is a messenger RNA of Rhipicephalus sanguineus (brown dog tick), 1969 nucleotides long. RefSeq lists its product as uncharacterized. Gene Ontology annotation, molecular function: protein binding. Gene Ontology annotation, biological process: neurogenesis. Gene Ontology annotation, cellular component: cytosol. The record is from RefSeq and is a predicted model, not a curated record. The transcript has 4 exons. NCBI's taxonomy places the organism in Eukaryota, Metazoa, Arthropoda, Arachnida, Ixodida, Ixodidae. The coding region runs from base 172 to 1014 and encodes 280 amino acids.
GCCGUCGAAUCCUGUCUCGCGGAAAGCCGCGGGAGAACCACGUCUUAGCGUCUCGACCGUAGCCGUUGGUACCGCUGGACACUGUGGACACUACUCACGUUCUCACCUCGCUUCUAUAAGAAGAACUGCACUUGGUGUCUGCUCAGUAGCCGCUGCUUUUGCUCUCAUUACAUGAGCAUCCGCUCAAUGGGUCCCGCCAAGUUUCUCAAGUACCUCGAAAGCGGCGAAUUCGCCGACGUCGAGUUCCUGGUGUUUCCGGAGCAGUUUCCCGUGACGCGCACCUUCAAGGCGCACAAGCAGUUCCUGGCCAUGGUGAACGAGGUCUUUGGCACAAUGUUCUUCGGGAGCCUUCCGGAAAAGGACCAAGUGAUCAUCACCGACAUCCAUCCGGACGGGUUCGCCUGCAUGCUCAGGUACUUUUACGGAGGCAAACUGCGUUUCAGGGGCAUCGAGGACGCCAUGUACACGCGAACGGCGGCCGUGAAGUACAUGGCGGCUGACUUGCAGAGAAUCUGCUCCGAGUACAUCGUGUCACACAUCAGCGCUCGCAACGUGUGCCGCCUCAUCGACUACGCGUCGCUGAGCGACGGAGGCUUGAUCGACGACGCGGUCCUCUCCGUGCUUCGACACGACGGCGUCGCCGUCGUCUGCUCCGACGACUUCGUCGACGCCCUGGACGGCACGGUCGAGUAUGUGCUCAAGAACGUGCGCAACGUCCCGGAGACCUGCGUCGUGCACAGUCUGCACGAAUGGGCCCGGGCCAAGGUAAUCAGGAGCCUGACGGUUGAAGCAAAAGACGGGGACAUCACACCGCCCUUAGAGAUCAAGACCAUCAUGAAACCUUUCAUGCAUCUGCUCAGGUUUCUUGCCCUGACGCCGCAGGAGUUUAUAGUGGGCCCUUCGUCGUGGUGCAUCUUCGAUGGCCGCGAUGACUUUGCCAUACUCUGCAACAUCGUCUGCUUCGGCUCGGUCCCGCUGCCCAAAUGGACGUGUCCCCUUAGGUACCACAGAUAGCAACCUUCUCAUACACUGUUUGCUCGGCUAUCACGGCCGAAGGUACGGGGCGUCGUGAACGCUCCCGUACUAUGCGUUUAUGGACCAUGUGUGCGAACUAUUUCUAAACACAUCAAGAUACCCAUAGACGCUGUAGACCAAGAGUAGCCAGGUGUGCCGCCUCUUGAUGUCGCGGCCAUUGGAACGUCCUUCAUCCCACUGCGAGUUUGUGCCGACGAUGCUCGUCGGUUUUCGUGAUGUGGGAUCAAUGUUGGGGAGGCCCUCCUCAUAAGGAAUAUUACGAACGAAUCUUUGUGCCGCUGUUUCGAGAUACUAGUGGCAAGGGCGUGUUUCACAAUCAUGUCACGGCGUCCGAACCAGAGUCUUUGUGGUCCAAUACGAUGCGUUUUUAUUAUAGCGCUUAGUCUUACCUUCGUCAGUGUGACCUGAAAGUUCUCGACGACGCCAUUCAGCGUAAUGUUUCAUCACCUGACGCGGGAUUGUCGUACAUGUUUAGCAGCCGGUGUCUUUUACCAUUAGUCAUGACGCCGUGACGUGAACGAGAGCGCCAUUCUUUUGGUCUGGGCAAUGUGCCUCGAUUGCAUUGUACAACCAACUUUGUCAACAACUGCAUCACACAUUUUGUCACCUCCCAUCACCAUCAUCCGUGAUGCACAUUUUCAUUUCGUGCGUCUAAUACGGCCUGCGACAAGAAAGUUUGAAGAAGGCUCUCUUCGAGUUGACAGAAGGAAGCUCGGAGGAGCAACAUACGAGCACGACCUUCGUGCGCAACGUCUUGAACGCGCGCGAGAUCCUGUGGCAAGUUCGGGGUCACCGUACACGUUCACACGUGAUUCUUGCAGUCAGUCAUUGAUCGCGUCAAUGUACAUAGCCAUUAUCCACCACAUUUUACGUGUCAUUGUGCAUGCAUUUUAGUGCGUAGUUGAACGGAGAAUAAACCAUUUUUCACUCAUCA